AUGGUUUCUAUAUCUACACUCCUACAUGGAGGAUUCUUAUUGGUUGGCCAAAGUGCAUAUCAAGAUGUUGCAAAUCCUCAACAGGCAUCAGUCGAACAGUAUAAUAUAGUCCGAUUUCUAGGUGGUGCUGGACCCUACAUUCAAAACCCAGGCCACGGUAUUUCAACAGAUAUACCAGAUCAAUGCACAAUUGAACAAGUGCAAUUGAUUCUGAGGCAUGGCGAGCGGUUUCCCAGCUCUAACGCAGGAAAGCAAUAUGAGCACAUUAUGCAGAAAUUCGAAGAUUACAAUGGCACAUUCAAAGGACAGUUAUCAUUCUUGAACGACUAUACUUAUUUCGUAUCAAAUCUGGAUAUGUAUGAUCUCGAAGUCAGUCCUUCGAAUUCACGUAGUCCCUACGCUGGAACCACAAAUGCCUUGAAGCAUGGUGCGGCUUUUAGAGCUAGAUACAACUCUUUAUACAACGACUCAAAUACUAUUCCUGUUUUCACCACGAGUAAUACUAGAGUAUACGAUACGUCCCAAAGUUUUAUUAGAGGCUUUAUGGGCCAAGAGUAUGACGGGAGAAAAGUUGACACUGUCAUUUUAUCUGAAGGUAGUGAAAUGGGUGCAAAUAGCUUGACUCCUGCAAGUGCGUGCAGUGCGUGGGAUUCAGAGGAGAAUAAAAGUAUUUUGAGCCAGUAUUCCAAUGAGUAUCUUCAUAAUGCAUUAAAAAGGCUUUUAAAACUUAACCCAGGGUUGAAUUUGACUACUGAUGAUGUUUAUAACAUGUUUGGUUGGUGUGCAUAUGAAAUCAACGUGAAAGGUGAAUCACCGUUCUGCGAUUUAUUUACUAACGAAGAAUUCAUUAAAUAUGAAUACUCAGUCGAUCUCUCAGAUUAUUAUUCAGAUGGUCCAGGUAAUUCGGUCAUAAAACCAAUCGGAUCGGUACUCCUAAAUGCAUCCUUACAAUUGUUAAAAGACGAAACUCUGCCAAACAAAAUUUUUAUGUCGUUUACUCACGAUACUGAUAUAACCAAUUAUAUAUGCGGUGGAUUGGGCUUAUUCGAGCCAGAUCAUCCUUUGUCUGCUGAUCAUAUACCAUUCGUUAAUCCAUACGUUCGUUCUCAUAUUGUCCCACAAGGAGCACGGGUUUAUACAGAAAAACUUAAAUGCUCGAACCGAAGUUAUGUCAGGUAUAUUGUUAAUGAUUCAGUUAUUCCAAUCAAUAAUUGUACUUCUGGCCCAGGAUUCUCAUGCGGCAUGACCGAAUUCGAAGAAAUAGUGAAAAACAGGUUGGAUGGGGUUGAUUACGCCAAACUGUGUAAAAUUGGUAAUGCAACCAGUGAUUUAACAUUUUACUGGGAUUAUACUAAAGUUAAAUACGAUGCACCUCUUAAGAAGGCGUCUUAUUAG
Debaryomyces hansenii CBS767 is the source of this 1395-nucleotide messenger RNA. Its product is annotated as histidine phosphatase family protein. The record is from RefSeq and is a predicted model, not a curated record. Gene Ontology annotation, cellular component: fungal-type cell wall. The coding region runs from base 1 to 1395 and encodes 464 amino acids. NCBI's taxonomy places the organism in Eukaryota, Fungi, Ascomycota, Pichiomycetes, Serinales, Debaryomycetaceae. Gene Ontology annotation, molecular function: acid phosphatase activity. The transcript has a single exon.